GGUGGGGGACGUUCAGUGUCGUUACCACCACCACCCCCCGCCGCCCAAAAUGUUGGGUUCGCCUCUCGUGACUGGGAGGGCGCUACUCCUAAGUUUUGUGGCCGUCAGGGGGUUGCGUACCAGGGUAGGUGAGGGCCUGGCCCCGGCCGGAGAAAGUGACCAACAAUGCCAUCAACUCCUAAUUUUAAUUAAUAUUUUCCGCCUGGUAUAUUCCAGCCAGUUCCAAUGCCCCUCAUCCACUUUUGCGGGAGGCUCUCCACCUCACCCCGCCAAUCCUAACCCCGCUCUGCAUCCUUACACUUCUUUAGAUACACCAUUCUUGCCCUCUUCUGGUAUAGCCUAAAGUCGACAAACUGAAAGUUCUCUUCGUCUAGGUUGGCUAGAUUAGCGGAGUAGUAAACUGUAAAACAUUGACAUCUAACUAAAUGCUCAGUUUGACAUCACUCUACUUUGUAUUCGUUUGAGCUGCUUGGAGUGGUCGGAAGGUCUAUGAAUGUCUUUUGUUGGGGCUUUGACCAAUUUGCAUUUGUGCCAACAAUGCACACGUCAGAGAUAUGACUCAAGAGUCAGAUUGCUGAGGAAGUGGGUAAUAGGUCAUGGAAAAACUACAGGAUGCGUCAUCAGAUUCUAAAGAGGAGGGGGAUGAUUGGGUGGAUUCAAAGACUACAGAAUAUGAAGCUCUGGGACCAGAUGCUGAAGUAGCUUCCAGUAGUCAAAAAGAUGUAAUGGAAAUUGCAGGCCCAUUUGUUGUUCAAUCCAAAAUUAGCAAUGAGGAGGCCACCACCUCUGGAGUGAAUGUGGAAUGCCGAAUAUGUGGUGAUAAGGCUUCAGGCUUUCAUUAUGGUGUACAUGCAUGUGAGGGUUGUAAGGGUUUCUUUCGAAGAACAAUUCGUAUGAAGCUCAAGUACGAGAAAUGUGAUCGUAACUGUAAGAUCCAGAAAAAGAACAGGAAUAAGUGCCAGCAUUGUCGUUUCCAGAAGUGCUUGGCAUUAGGGAUGUCACAUAACGCCAUCAGAUUUGGCCGAAUGCCUGAAGCGGAGAAGAAAAAGCUAGUUGCGGGACUUCUAGCUAGUGAAGCAACAGUUCAAAACCCAGUAAUAGCUGAUCUAAAAUCACUGGCGAAACACGUCUACGAUGCAUAUCUAAAGAACUUCAAUAUGACUAAGAAAAAGGCACGAGAUAUUCUAAGUGGAAAGGCUACCAAGGACCCUCCUUUUGUGAUUCAUGACAUGGAGACACUCUGGCAGGCUGAGAAAAACCUAGUUUGGAAACAAUCAGUAAAUGGAAUUCCAAACAAAGAGAUUGCAGUUCAUGUCUUCCAUCGUUGCCAGUGUACAACUGUUGAAACAGUACGAGAGCUCACUGAGUUUGCCAAGUGCAUCCCUGAAUUCUUAAAGCUAUACCUGAAUGACCAGGUGACAUUGUUAAAAUAUGGUGUACAUGAAGCCAUUUUUGCCAUGUUGGCAUCAAUUAUGAAUAAGGAUGGUCUUCUUGUGGCUAAUGGAAAUGGGUUUGUAACUCGUGAAUUCCUGAGGAGCCUACGCAAACCAUUUGGUGAAAUUAUGGAACCCAAGUUUGAGUUUGCAGUGAAAUUCAAUGCUUUGGAACUGGAUGAUAGUGAUUUGGCUCUCUUUGUGGCUGCCAUCAUUUUAUGUGGAGACCGACCUGGGCUAAUGAGUGUAAAACAGAUUGAAGAGAUGCAAGACAGUAUUCUUCAAGCUUUGAGCCUGCAUUUGCAAACCAACCAUCCAGACUCUCAAUACCUCUUCCCAAAGCUCCUCCAGAAAAUGGCUGACUUGCGCCAGCUAGUAACUGAGAAUGCGCAACUUGUCCAGAAAAUUAAGAAAACUGAAGCAGCCACUUCAUUGCAUCCCCUGCUACAGGAGAUCUACAAAGACAUGUAUUGACAAACAUUACACAUCCAGUAUAUAGCUUAAUUUUUGCAAUCCCUCCCUCCACAACCAAAACCUAACAUGGCUCCAUUGAAUUCUCACCAAAAUAAGUCUGUGCAAGAUACAUAAAAUAUCUGUAACUAUACACUCCUUUUAAUCUUCUAUCCUUCAGUUGGCUGGCUGCAGCUAACUCAAUUUGAAGUCAGCAGAACAAACUAUAUUGUGUAAACCAGAAAAUUGUAGGAAUGCAUAUACAUUUGCAACACUACUGACUUAUUGCAAUAAAUAAUUUUGUAAUUUACGGUCUUAAAGUACUAAAACCUUCAAUUGGUAAAUGCAACCUUAUUCAUAAUGAAGAUUUUGAUUUAACUAUCCAAUGGUACAAAGCAUGCUGAGCCCAACAGUACUCAUCCCCUUUGCUGGUCUUAAUUUCUGAUAAAACUAAAGGGUGUGGAAGUUUCAUAUAUUGCUGCAAUGAAUGUGGGUUAUAUGUCAUGACAGUCUGUAGUAGGAAGGAACAUAUUGCAAAAAGUAUUUUGUUAAGAACAUGCAUAAAUUUACAGGGCUAGCCAUUAAUUAUUCCUGAUGUGGCAUUUUUGGAGUUGGAAGUUCACCACCUUUCAAAAGGAGUAUGUGAUAAACACAGAUUUUUGCCAAAAGUAAGAAGACCUUAGAUAAAUGCAAUUCUUUCUUAAUUGGAGAAUUUAAUUCAAGUUUUCCAAGUCACUUCUUUCACAUUGCUUAUCAAAUUCUUUUGAAGAUGCAUUCAUAAGUUCCCUGUUGAGGAGUAAAAUGUCAGAUUUUGGGGAAUUGGAAUCCUUGCUCAACAAUUCACAGAUGGCUUAGGUAAGUUUGUCCUCAUGCUAUCUGUCAUACGCUUGGUGUCUAGGACUGUUUGUAGGAGCAUUCUUCCCUUGUGGCAAAAUGCACCCAAGUAGGUUCACCGGGUGAGUGAAGAAUCUUUAAUGAAGCUUUCUAUUUACAUCAUUGAAGACUCCUGGGGUGAAAGAAUUGCAUUUUAAACUUGAGUAAAAUAUUACUGUAAAUAGAAGCCAUUAAAUUAUUUUAAUGUUUUUCUAAUUAGUAUUAAAGUCUCUGGUUGAGCAGAGGUAACUUAAUUGCCAAAUCUGAGUUUUAUCUUUUCAUUGUUAAUUUGGUAUAACUUGAUCUUAGGGUCAUGUGGCACAGUGGCAGCAUCCCUGGAUUCAAGCCCAACCUGCACUGGAGAUGUUGUUGCAGCAUGUUCAAACUGAUUGAUAAAGCUAUUUUACAUGCUCAUGGGACAUUGAUAUACCAUAUCAGUUCUACUUUGUGUGCUGCCCCUGAAUGGUACACAGGAUGCAUCCACAUUUAUUCUGUUCUCAUUUCUAUAUUGUAGCAGCUUUUUAGAAAGAUGUUUUGCGUAAUUGUAGUAAUGAUUUUGCCCUAUCAGUCCAGAAUUGCUAAAGGCAAAAAUUUUAGCGUUACAUUCUCUAUAGCUAUUUUAACAAGAAUUAUUCAAAUAAUUUGAUAGUACAAGUGGAACAAGAAUGGUAGAGCAGUAGGUUUCUGAUUACCUGCCAAACCCCACCUUCAGCUACUGCACUGCUAUUGAUACCUGUCAAUACAAAAUUGUUAUAUUCAAAUAAAAAGAUCAUAUUGGAAAUUUAUAGCAGCCCAUCUUCAUUUGAAGAGAGAAAAACAUGAAAUUAAUUGCAAUCAUGCGUCCCUUGAAAUGUUAACUACUUUUCAGACCCUGGUGGACUUGCUUUUCAUUUUUGUUUUUAUCUAAGAUUUCUGGUAUUUGCUAUUUUGUUACUAACAUCGUCAUACCAGAAAAGUUCAUGCAGCCAAGUGUCUCCAAAUUAAAGCUCGUAGUAAAUUUAAUUCAGUGCAAAUGGAUGCCAAGCACUGAAUAGUCUAUGCAGCAGAUAUUAAGUAUAAAGGUAAAGCCAUAAGUGGAAAUUCUUCCUUCUGUUCACACAAUGUACAGUAUUACAGUUUUGUGAUUUAUAUUUUACAUUCAUUUGUAAAUUUGACUUAAAGAUUAUACUUCUGGAAUUAUUUUAUUGCUAGUUUCUCUUAAGGGAACUUGGAAAGGUUUCUGGUGUGUCUGGCUGGUGCUCAGAGUUGGAGAUGCUUUCUGGAAUUGGCUGUCAGUUAAGUUAUUGUGCAGCAUAGACUGAGCAGGAAUUGAUUGGUUGACCAAUGGGCUGUGCUGCAGGACAUAAUGAAGACUGACACGUAACCAGUUCUGGAUCUUAAAACUGGGAACGGCAUUUGUAGGGAACUUUGUAAUAUUGAGACAUGAUGAAAUCAUGGAACCCAAAUCUGGAAAUGAGUUUUGCUGCUGUUUGUUUCAAAUAGAUGUGAAUUUUGUUAUGUUAAUUUUUAUCUGUUUUCCUGUUGAUACUGUUAAGAUUUUGUUUUAAAUGUUUUAUUCGUUUGCCAAUGUUCCCUUCAGGGUAUUUCCCAAAUAUAUUCCCUGUCUUCUGUGGGUAUUGUUCCAAGAGUACUAGGUACCCACCACUACUUUCUGCAAUCAGCUCAUCAUUUUUAUUUAAUGCAAGCCUUGAUUGCAAUGGUUUGACCAGAGGAUACAUUGAAGCUGAGGCCACUGCUCUGCUAACUCAAUGUCCACAAUACCCUCCAACAGGAGUACUGGAUGGAUAUCAUGAGUGAGGAAUACCUUAUUUAAGUCAUCCCUUCAAAUCCUGAUGUUAUUGAGGUCAAUUUCCAAUCCACUCCACUUCACUUGAGAUCACCAAGCUCUUCCCCUCAGGAUAACAGCUUGCCUAUAUAUAAAAAUAUUUCAGAUGACAAAGUGUGCCGCAGUUCUUUUUCCGGAUUCAAAUUUGACUAUUUGAAGAUUGAAUGUAGUGCCUACAAAGCUUAUCACUGUGUCAAGUACAGAAAUGUAGAAGUGUCCUUAUGAUAAUUUUUAUUCUAUGGGACCAAUGUCAGUAAGCAGUGAAAUGGGUAGAAGGAAGGAAUGAGCAAUCAGUAGCACAGUAUAUUCUUAAAACACCAACCAUGACAUUUGCAGGGGGAUCUGUAUAGACAGUGUGCAGUGGUGGAUUUAUUUGAUCAAGACAGGAUUUAACUGCCAAAUGCUGUUUUCUGUUAGACACUCGCCACAUAUCAUUAAUAAUUAAGUAGGAGCAAAUUACUACAGAUGCUGGAAUCUAAACUGAAAACAAAAAAUGCUGGAGAUCAUAAUGGGUCAGGCAGCAUCCAUGGAGAGAAAGCAAGCUAAUGUUUUUUUUUGAAGCCUGGAUGACUGUUCAUCCGAUGAAGAGUCAUCUGUACUCAAUGUUAGCUUGCUUUCUAUCCAUGGAUGCUGACUGAACUGCUGUGAUCUCCAACAUUAUAUAACCGCUUACUUUACACAAUUGAUAUCAAUAUAUUGUUCACAACAAAUUGAGCAUUUUACCACCUAAUUCAUAUUCAAUGCUAACUGAUUCCGCAGGAGGAUUCCUGGAAAAUAUGAAUGCAGAUUCUCACCAAUAAAAGUAAUUACUGUAAUCAAAGAAAGCUGACAGAUGUUUAAAAAAUCUUUAGCUUAAGUGACAUUCAUAUUUUUAAAAGUCACAAAUUAGUUAACUUCAUGAUUUACUAUUGACUGACAAAUAUAUGCAUUUAUCAAGGAAGGAUUGUUUACCUAUCACGAGCUGAGGAACAGUGUCAGGAUUGAUGGUGAAGAAAUAAUGGAAGCUAAACAUUAAAUAGCCUGUCAUAUUAAUGGUCAUAGUUUUUCUCAAAUCUUUACAUGGAAAUUCGCUGGAAAGAGCUGUGUGCAAUUAAAUGCGUAAGAAAAUAACAUUUGUGGUUUUCUUGUGAUAUACCUACCCAAUUUUUUUUUAAAUUGAAGAUUUUUAAUUUCUAUUGAUCCAUUCCAAAUGUAAGGUUCUGAAAGAAACCAGGAUGAAUUAUUCACAUUGUUAGUAUUUUACCACUCCAUUUUUGCUCUGUGUGGCAUCCUGUUAAGAAAUCAAGCAUAUUUGCUGAAUAUCACUUAUUGGCAAUAAACAACUCAUUGAUCACAGGGUAGAAAAAUGGGGUCUAUAAAAGAAAACAAAGUCUGAAAUUGAUUUAUGCACUUUUUAACUCUGCUUCAGACUCUUUAUGAUUUUAUUUUUGCAUAAGUUCUCUCCAGGUGCAUUACCAAUAAUAUUUGUCUUUGAAUUGUCUGUUACAUUGUUAAACUGAAAGUGAUCUUCCACCAACGUUUUUGUACAAAUGUAAUGAGCCAAUGCAAUGAUUACAAAAGGCAACUGGGAAAAGGAUUUGCGUUUUAAGUCUACUAGACUCUAAUACUAAUUUAAAUAAGUAUCAGUUAUUAGUUUUUGAACUAUAUAGUUAUAACCUUUCUUAAAUCAUUUUGUUUGGUAUUAUUAGAAUAUUCUAUGUGGAAGAUGCAAUAAAUAAGCUUUAUCAUGUAUGUUUUGCUAAACUAAUGCAUUCUUUAUACUGUGUGUCUUGUUAAAGAUUGUAUUUUUGUCACUUAAACAGAGUGCCUCUGUUUGGUUAAUGUGGUUUUUUUGUUAAUAAGAUUAUUUACUUUCAUUUACUUUUGUAAUAUAGGCUAUGCACUACCUGGUCAUUGUGGUUCUAACGUUGUGCUGAUUGCACUGAUAGUAUUUUUGUACUAAAAGAGCUUCUUUUAAAAACUCUGGUGUAAGGAUGUGUUUUUAUAUUGUAACCCAGAAAUGUUUAAAAACUGUUAAUAAUCAAUACAGCUCUUCCCUAGUGAUCUGUGGGAGCUGAGCUAAAAUCUCACUCACAGUUUACACAGAUUGUCUGCAACUGUUCCAUCUUACUAGCAGAAGAACAUUAUUAGAGAUGAGGGGACCAGGACGUUACCCUUCAAUAUAGUAAUAAAACUGAACAAGUGUUACCUCUUUCAAUCCUAUUUUUUUGCACCAGGAGUUUUCUGGUGUAGUCACUAUACACUUUGCUGGCUAUGUCUGUCAUUGAAACACUAAAAACAAAAAUAUAUAUUUCUGGCCAUGGAGUUGAAAAUACAUCACUUGUGACCUACAUGUCAUUUAGCUUUUCCAAAUCAACAGUGGAGUGUCAGAUGCAGGUGUACACGUUGACAGUUGCGCAAUUUAAAUAGUUGUAUUUUUGUCUUACAAUGGAAGACAACACUUCGUCAUCGCUUUGUCAUUUUAUUUUGAUCAGAGUACUUGGCAUGACACGUUCUUGUAAUUAUGACAAGUAAUUGUACAUUUGCACUUUUCCCUGGUUUUAAGUCCAUGUGGACAUCUGAAUAGACGGGAUAUAACUUCAAUAUAGUACCUGCAGGAAACGGACAGGAAGUGUCUACUCAGGGCUUUAAAGCACUGUGCCAUAAUUUGGAAUUAUUUCAGUACCAUAAUUUCAUUUAUUUUGUUAUGCAGACAAGAUUUCCUUUAUUUACCUAGUUACUGUGACCAUUAUCAGGUUACAAGGUAUGUCUAUAUUCUAUGUUCAGAGGUUAGGCACUAAGUUAGUUAUUACCUUCAUAGGAAAGGAUUUCAUUAUGGUUGGACAAAACAGUUGAGGGUUGGUGCCUGGACAUGCAAGGUGCUUUAUUCAUCCAUUCAUGUUAUAGUAAUACUGAUGUCUCAAAAUAGAUAUGGGCAACAUUUUUAUGUCCCAUCUCAGGACAAUAAGGUAUUUUGAUACUGUAUGUAGCUUGUGUGUUAUAAAUGUCUUAAGAAGCAUGAAAUCUAUUUCAAAGUAAAAGCUGGAAAAAAUUAAAUGACAAAACUGCAUAUGUUAAAACACGGAAUUUUGUAUUCAUGGUAUUCAAACAUUCACUCGCAGAUGUUACUAAAAUUGCUAUUAUUCCCAGAUGUGUGAUGCUUUUUGCUGAAAUUCUGCAGAAAGCAACAAGUUGGAGGCAAUACUGUUAAACAUUAUUGGAUUAUCCCAUGAAAACUUUUUAUCUUUCAAUCAGAUGUAUUAAACAAUUUCAUCAAGUAUUUUUCCACUUAAAAGUACCUUCUUAGAUUGUGAUUUCUCUGAAAAUUAAAUCUCUGAACUGAACAUCAACCAAUAUAAAUCAUACCUCUAUUUUAAUUAGGCCAAAAAUAAACUCAGAAGUACUUUGACAGUACAGAUGGUUUUCUGUAAUACGUGAAGAUGAUAAAUGGCACUCUGAUUUGUGGAUAAGUGGACUUUCUUGUUCUGUACCUAAUGUUAAAAAUCACUUUCAAAGCUUUUUACCUUGCGACCAGGCAAUUGAAAUAAAAAAAGAAUAAAGUUGUUGGAA
Molecule: messenger RNA, 8130 nt
Organism: Stegostoma tigrinum
Lineage: Eukaryota; Metazoa; Chordata; Chondrichthyes; Orectolobiformes; Stegostomatidae
Gene: ppardb
Product: peroxisome proliferator-activated receptor delta b
Exons: 7
Coding region: 597-1907 (436 amino acids)
Biological process (GO): negative regulation of inflammatory response; cell differentiation; hormone-mediated signaling pathway
Cellular component (GO): nucleus
Molecular function (GO): nuclear receptor activity; zinc ion binding; RNA polymerase II cis-regulatory region sequence-specific DNA binding
Source: RefSeq, a predicted model, not a curated record